Molecule: messenger RNA, 4417 nt
Organism: Dermacentor andersoni
Lineage: Eukaryota; Metazoa; Arthropoda; Arachnida; Ixodida; Ixodidae
Biological process (GO): regulation of transcription by RNA polymerase II
Molecular function (GO): RNA polymerase II cis-regulatory region sequence-specific DNA binding; DNA-binding transcription factor activity, RNA polymerase II-specific
Source: RefSeq, a predicted model, not a curated record
UAACACAGUACGUGCCCGCUUUUUAGCACUGUAUAUGCUUCUUUUGUCCUCCUAACCUCACUGAGCCCUAUUAUAUCCCAUUUACUACCCUCUAAUUCCUCCAAUAACACUGCUAGACUCGCCUCACUAGAUAACGUUCUAACGUUAAACGUUGCCAGGUUCAGAUUCCAAUGGUGGCCUGUCCGGAGCCAGGUAUUCUUAGCACCCUCUGCUGCGUCACAGAUCUGACCGCCGCCGUGGUCAGUUGCUUCGCGGCUGCUGGGGACUGAGGUCCGGGGUUUGAUUGUUGUGUUCAUAUAGGAGGUUGUGGCCAAGUACUGCACCAGGGUGGCCAAUCCUGCUCUGGUGAGAGAGUGCGUUACCGGUUCUGGUCACCGGGAUCAGGCCGCACUCCAGGCCUGUUUGUGCAAUUUUCUCAACACACGGUUUUUUUUUCCGGUGGAGAAUCGCGCGGCACCGGGAUUCGAACCACGGUCCUCUUGCACGCGAGGCGGACACUCUACCGCCCGCACAGGAGUUGUACGCCUCAUUUAACCUACAGUGGGUUAAAUUAACCUAUUUUGAUCAGUCAAGGUGGACCAAUCUGAGCUCGGUUAUACCGCACGGAUGGCACUCAACUAGAGAACCUGGUAUUUAUGACCUGCACAUGUGUGGCCAUACAUAAUAGAUUUUUUUUUCCUUUUUUUUAGGAGGGUCCCUGUACAGUGAUAAACUAAAAGAAAAGACAUAUUAAAAAGGGGGGAAGGAAAAAAAAGGAAAAAAACAAAAAAAAAACAAAAAAAGGCUACAGGAUGGGGAGCGUGGCGCCGCCAACUGCCGCCAACUUGUAUGCUCAGUGUUGCCGUUCGUAAUUGCUAUCCUAAAACAGCAGAAAAAAUUAAGGCAGACACACUACCUGUGUAAUCUACCGUAUUAGUGUUAUUACAAUGUCGAUAACGGAUGCAAAGUUACGCACAUAUGACAUAUUGUUAAAGGCGGGAGCAUUCUAUUUAGAGUGCUCGACACUAAAGCACUGAAUGGAGCGAGGCCGCCAGCCCAAAAGCAAGGUCCUCCUCUUCCCCCGCCCCUUUUCUUCUUCGUGUGUACAAGGUGCCGUUAAAACAUGAACAAAGAAAGCAGCGGACGUAGGUAUAAUGAGCCGACUCGUGCGCUCGUCCAUGCUUACCUUUGAAGGUAUUGCCAAGCGACAGUAGCAGGGAAGUGACUUUGUCUACCUGCUCGCUCACCACGCACACAUAGCAUGACACAACUUCACAGCUCACACAUAAGAGCUGCUAACAAACUUUAAUAAGCAUGCAGUGGGUGGACAGCAGGGCUUAAAGCGUUGCAGUUGCCAUGACGCUCAUAGCAAAAAAAAAAAAAAAAAUCAAUAGCUUUUGCAUAUGUGGUUCUAUCUUUUCAAACUACAUAACAAUAAAGCGAAGUGAUGCAAUUAUGUGUAGAUAUAAAAUGUGCCUUUGGCUAUAUGAGUUUUCAGCAUCUUAUAUCUUUAUUUGGUCGCUUCAUUUAUUUUUUCUUGCACUGAAACUGCAAACCAAAACCGCGGGGCUGCGAGCGCAUGGUGAACGCAACGGUAAAAAUAGAAAAGACGCAAUAAUUCCCUUCCCAUUUUUUUUUUUUUGUCUUUUGUGUGCGCGAGUGCGUGUUGCUUUUAUCCUGCGCUACAAACAUCGCAGAUCGCGCGCUAACGCCCUCCAGAUUCAGCAUUCCGAAACUGAAGCAACAUAACAGACCGCAUCCCACAUACAUUCCUCACUCAAAUUUGGCCAGACACAUCGCUUGUCGCAUCACGCGUCAUAAUGGCUGCGCCCAUGCAGUUUCUCUCGUGCGUUGUUUUGCCUCUGUGAUGUGGUUUAUUCCGAGCAAUUUUCUUCGUUCAUCGACAUUGUCUUGCCUGUUCCAAUGUUUUCGACAGUAACGACAACAUCAGCGCGUCUGUAGUGCCCAUAAUUUUGUCUUGCCGGUGACAAAUCGCUGCAAAUUAUCGAAAGGAUGCGUGUGGUCUGCUGUUGUGCGCUCGGUGUUUGAUCGCUGCAAGGAAUACUGUGAUCCCUUCCACUCGUAGCAGUUGCUUUUGGUCAUGAAUAUGAAUGCUUUUUUUUACUUUUCUUGCGAGUAGCUUGAAGUCAACGAAGCGUUGACACUAUCUUGCUGCAUUUGUCGACACGCGACUGGCAGCUGAAGAACCCCUGUGAACUGUGUCAUAUGUGUUUUAUUUCUUUUUGUUCUGUGACUUUCCCUUACAUACGAUUCUGCUUGCCGACUAGGAAAAAUGCAUAAGUGGCUUUUUCAUAAAGAAACCAGCCCUGUGACGAGACAACCAAGAUCUUAUUUCUAGUCCGUAUGAAAGCUCGGCACGGGAGCGUUGGCAUCAGUUCACUUGUGACAAAAAACAACUCUUUAAUGAGGUUUGAUUUGAUAGUGAGGUUUUAGUAAGUAAGUUGUUCUAUUCUCAUAAAUGGCGAUCGUGCAUUCUGUUAAGUCGCCGUUAGCGUAGUUCGCUAAUUUUCGAAGUUUUCUCACAUCUGUGGCCAAAUACUACCUAUGCGGGCGUCUCCAAUUGUUACCUUUAAGGUAAUGGCAUGUGACUUGCUACGAGCCUACAGGAAUGCUGAAAAUUUCAUUUGGUGCUGCUCUACUGCCCUUCACACAGAUGCGCCACAAGCUGCAGACACCUUGUUGCCGGUCGAGCAUUCCAGUAGCCACUUGGAUCCCUGGCAGUUGCUGGACACCAACGGUCCGAACGAAGAGAUGCGGGUGGUGCAUGCGAGUGCCUCUGUGCUAGAAGAACCAAAGCCUGUGGCCAGCAGGAGUAACCGCAGCACGGCAGCCAUCCUCUCGGCGCGUCCUUUUCAGUGCCACUACUGUCCGAUGGGCUUCGCCAGCGAGUCUGACCUGGCUCGACACGAACGCAUACACACGGGAGAGCGGCCCUUCCGUUGCACACACUGCUCGGUGUCAUUUUCACGCAAGGACCACCUGGGUGUGCACAUGCGCAGCCAUACGGGUGAGCGGCCCUUCAGGUGCGGCCGCUGCACCAAGGCUUUCACUAGGACAGACCACCUUCGGCGACAUGUCCAGAUGCACCACCCUUGACUCACUGCUUUCCUUCAGUCACAAGGAUGGUUUAAAUGACCGGCACAGUGACCGAAAGUGGAGUGCCGACAUUCUCCAUGGAAGUUCUUGUGUGUGAUGUACACCUGGCCACAAAAUAUUACGAACCGUGAAACCUGAGAAAAAGCUGAAUAUCUCGGCAACAUCACAACGCAGCCUGGUAUUUGCAUUUCGGCCCUCGACUAGAAUGUGCUAACAACAUUGUCGUAUACAGUUUUUCAGGCUACUGCUGCAGGCUGCUCGGAAAUGGAACCUUUUCUAAGAUCCCGUGGCCUGUAAUCUUUUGUGGCCGGGUACACAUGCUUGCGUGAUGUGGUGACAGAGUGCGAGUCUCAUGCCCACGUGGCACCUCAAGCACUGACAUCAAGUUUGCUGGACAUCUUGCUCUGCUCAAUUGGCCAAAUCUACUCUUCUAGAGUGCAGAAUCAAUCACUGGUAAUUGUGUAUGCAGUAACUUUGCGCCAUCCAUUGAACUACAUUGAACGGUGUUUUUAUUCCCACUUUUAAAUCUAAAUCAGCCUUUGGUUUCUGAAUUUCCACAAGUGCAGUCUGCAGAAACUGAACUGCCUUUACCUCACUGUUUCGAACCAGCAAACAGCGUACAAGCCACUGGAAUGAGCUCUGCGUUAGGUUGUCUGUACCUUGAUGUUGCUGAAGCAGGAACUUCGGUCACAUUGUGGAUACGGUAUGGCAACACAUGGCCAGAAUCUAGUCCGCACAUGUGCUGUAACACUGUAGUGUGGUGCCACAUAUACUGCGCCGAAGAGUCCAGGACCUCGUGCAAAGGUAACUCAACGUCAUGCCUCAGACAAUUAGGUGCCACAGUGCUGGGAAAACAGGGACCACUUGCUAAUGAGACGCCAUGUUAGGGUGGUGCUCUAGAGCCUACCUGAAGUCUAUUCUUGCUGUCUUAAUCACUGCCAUGAUCGCACUCUAUCAGAUGGUCUACAUGCAAGUGAAGUACAGGGCUUGUAGUGAUUGACUGCCCGCGCAUUACACUCUUCGCCGUGCACUACAAACUGGGUUUAACUUCACCAUGCAGCGUACUGCUUGAACCAACAUGUUAAUUUUUUUAUUGCAAUAUCACUCAUCCUGGUGCCACUAGCACAGAUUGGUUUGGAUGCCUUUUGUUCUCACUGGCAUUGCACAGGCGCAAUGUUCAAACAAAAUGUUUAUUUGUAAACUUACAGAGUGUCAUAUUAUGCCUUUAGUAUCCGUUUUUGAAGGUGUACAGAUAUGAAAAUUGUGUGUUGCACAUUUACAAAAGAAAAAGAACAAAUAAAAAGGAGUAACCUGUCCUGUA